This is a messenger RNA of Ochlerotatus camptorhynchus, 6200 nucleotides long. RefSeq names its product blastoderm-specific gene 25D (gene Bsg25D). The transcript is spliced from 7 exons. The record is from RefSeq and is a predicted model, not a curated record. NCBI's taxonomy places the organism in Eukaryota, Metazoa, Arthropoda, Insecta, Diptera, Culicidae. Gene Ontology annotation, cellular component: centrosome. The coding region runs from base 938 to 5002 and encodes 1354 amino acids. Gene Ontology annotation, biological process: microtubule anchoring at centrosome.
UGUGUGAUGAUUACGCGUUCACCUUCGCUCGCUUCGGGACACGGCCUAAUCUCGCAGAGCAGCUCGCCACUUAGCAGUAUUUAUUCAUCAUCACAUUACUCCGUACGAAUACAGUCAGCCUUUGCGAUAAAAAGAAGAGAAAUUAUUUCACAAUAGUGCUUCUCUGCGGGGAGAAACCCUUGUUCCUUUGUAGAACUAUUGUUUCGGGAUCGAUCUUUGUGUUGGCAUUGUUCUAGAAGUGCGGAAAAUUGAGCGGAUUGUGAAAAUUGUGGUGCAAAAUUUGGAAGUGUAACUGUACGGAUCAAGUCGUGAGUGGAAGAUUGGAAAAAUAGCGGAGCAAAAUCGAUUUCCUAGCGCUGCUGCUCUUGGCAGGAGAAGUUCAGUAUACACGUAUAGAGAGAAGUCGAUGACUGGGUGGCGGACGACUACCUUUCCAUUUUCGCGUUUCGGGUCGUCAUGGUCGUCAUCGACGUCGUUGUCUCGGUCGCAAGCGGCAAGGUCUUUUGAAAAAAUAGCUUGUCUAUCUGCUACGCUAAGAAGCUAGUGUGUGGAACAAAGAUAAUACAGUUAAGAAGUCCCCCAGGGCUCAGGUUUGCGUGCGAAGAAUGUCAUAGCGGUCAUAAAAUUAAACCCCAAAAGUUUGGCCAAUAAAGCGAGCGAGUGUCUGUGGCCUGCCCUAGAUAAUAUUAUUGUGUGAGAAAAUAGUGUAUUAUGUUCAGUGGCCAACAAUCCGCUAUUUAGAAACGGAUAAAAAGGCGAGAAAAGUGUGGAAAAACGCGAAGCAAAAUAAACAACAUAAAUCUUUUGUCGUAUGUUUUGUAACAGUGUGAAGAAGAGGAAAAGGCGUAAGAAGAGAAAAUCAGAGUGCACGAGAUUCGAUCCGCCGCCAGCUCGUCCUAAGUAGAUCAGUGGGGUAAAACAACAACGGCAAAGAAAGAUGGCCCUAUCGUCGGAUCCGUACGAGCAGCGGCUGUACAGUCUGUUCCAGGAACAUGAUGUCCAUUCCCAGGGAAAGUUGAACCGGGAAGCGCUGCUGAAGUUGUGCAAGACGUUGGAGCUGCCGAAACCUGCCGAGCUGUUAAAACGGCUGCUACGUGAGGGCAAAACUCAGGUUUCAUUCGGGGAGUUCCGCGAAGGUCUGUUGUACAUCUUGAGUGGUGAAGAACCGGAGGAACCGUCGCCAUCACCUGCUGCAGUACAGCAGCACAACAAGCCGCAUCGAGCUGCGCCGGGUCAGUCAGAUUCCUCCGACGGUCAGAAUGUAUCAACAGGUUCACCCACAGUUGCAUCGCCAAGUGCAGUCUCCAACACUAGCAGCAAUGCCGGAUCAACGUCAAUUACGGCGGGUAGCAUAAGCUCCAACACAUCGAAGCAUCCUCACCAAUUUACCUAUCGCCGCGAUAACGAGACAGCUGCAGCCGAGAGCGAAUCUUCUCAGUCCUCAGUCGUGAAGAUUGUCGGCUGCAGUAGUCGCCUAGUGCCAUCGGGUGAGAGUGAGGAUGAUGAUCUCGUGCAGACAACGAUCAAUCCUACUACCCCUACUACUACUACUACUACUACUACUAGUACCACAGUAUGUGAUAACGAGAAUGAGUCAUCCGAUCGGGAAGUGUCGCCAAAAUUUGUAGUCGGAACGAAAAAGUACGGCCGCCGGUCACGUCCUCGAGAGGACUGCAACGGAGUGGAUUCAUCGUCAGAUUUCAGCAACUCAGACAACGAAUCUGUCCCCCAGCAACACCAACAUCCACAGCAGCCACAGCAAAUAAUACCUCCUUCUACAGACAACGCCUCGAGCAAGAACUCCUCUUCCAAAGUCCAACGAUCCGCUUCGCAGAGUGACAUUCACGGCUCGAAGCGACGUCGGCCCAUGAGCGGAAGCAGGCUUAAGCGUUGUGCUUCACUACCGACCCAUCGUCAGCGACCGGAUCUCGGCAAGCUGAACGCGAAAAACGUACGUGAUCAGCUGAAUAUGGAUCAGAAAAUCGAUAAGAAGAUCUACUUUAUGAAACUUUCGGAAAAUUUACGGGACAUUUGGAACUCGCUGGUCGGUAGCGGUCACGGAGAUUUGCUCAAUCAGUCGCAGUUGGAGAUUGUUUGCGAAAGGGUGGGUCUCCAAAAGCUCCCAGCCAAAUUGGCCGCCCGCGAAGUGUUUGCAAAGCUAUCGCUGCAGCCGAUUGAGGGAAUCAGUUUCGAUGAUUUCAUUUCGUUGCUGCAAAGCGACUCGGACAUCCUUCCCAUCGGUGGCGGUGAAAUGGAACCGACAGUCGGUGGUAAUUGUGGUACUGGUGGCGUGCGAGUGCGCUUAUUUGACGAGAGCGACACCUUCAAGGUUCAGGAACUGGAUCGCGACAGCGUGGAAGAGACGGUCGGGUUCACAAUGCGGAUGCCGGCAGAGUGGACCGCGGAGAUCGGUUCGCUGUCGGCGGCCAUCAUCAUCGAUAUGUGGGAGUCGGCUGGCAUUGGUGAGCCUAGGAGUUUGCUGCAGGAUCUCGGUUUCUACGGCGAAGAGGUGCAGGUAACGGAGCUAAUCAUUGCGCUGGAGGACGAACAGCAACGAUUGGGCGAUGGCAACGAUACGUCUGUGGUUGUGAGGGCAUCGCUGGCACUUCACAAGGCGGAAGUCACCGCCCUCCGGCAGGCGUUCCUUCAGCUCAUGGAGGAAAACAAGAAACUCUACUCCGACAACAAGGAAGCCAACCAAAGAGCGCAACUGCUGCUGCAGGAGGUGGACGAGCGUCACAACUCGCUGGAAAGUGCCACCCGCAACAAGAUUCGUCUUCUGGAGCAGCGCCACCACGAAACGGUGAAGGAACUAACGUCGCAACUGGCGUUUGAGCGGGAACAGCUGUCCUGUGCGAACGCUGGUCUGGAGAAGAGAAUCCAAGGGCUGGAACAGGAUGAGGGGAAGCUGAAGGCGGAAAUGAAUCGGCUGUUGGAGGAGAAUGACGGUUUGCGAGCGGAACAGGAGAACCUCACCAAGGAACUGACGGACAUGUUGGAGAAGAAUAUUAGGUUGAACAGGGAUAUUGCCGAGCUGGAGGAAAACAAUAGGAACGAUUUCGACGAUGAAUUUGAUGGGAAGAAUGAUUUGGAGGUGCUGGAGUUGAUUGAGAAGAAUUCACUGCUGCAGGAUAAGAACAAGGAACUGAAGGACAAGAAUGAUGAGCUGUGCGUAGAGAUCGAAACGCUGAACGUGGAGCUGGCUAAGUUCAAACUGAAGAGAAGUGGCAUCAGUAGGACAAGUUCGUUGGAUGUUUCGCCGGUGAUGGUGGAAGUGACUGGGUUCGAGGAGAAUUCCAGUGCUGCCAGGAAGCGGCAAGGAGAUUCACCGAGUAAGGCUCGGCUUUCGGAUGAAAGUCCACGGUUAGGAAAGUUCCGGAAGUGCAGCAACGAUGUUGAGAAUGAGUCCGAUUCCAGUGGCGAUUGGAUGGCGCUACAUUCGGAACUGGGACUGCGAGUGGAUAGUGCAAUAGCGUCACCGGGGGUGAAUGUUGAGGGUGGUAGCAAGGAAGAAGAAAUUCAACAAUUAAAGGCAAAGAUUUUUGAGUUGGAGAAGAAGUUGAAUGAGAAGAAAGGAAAUGAAAAGAUUGAAUCGGAGUCGGUAGAAAGCGGUAGUAGAGGUACGAGUCAGACGGAAAAGGUAAAGUUGAAGGCAAGGUGCGACGAGCUGGAGGCAAGUUUGGAGCAGAUGAGCAAGGAAUACGAAGCAUGCGAAGAUUACUGGCAAGCAAAGUUGAACGAAGAACGGUUGCUGUACGAGGAGGAACAACGUGUGGCAGAUGAAAAGUUCAACGAGCUACUGAAGAAGAUGGCCGAGUAUGAGGAACAGUUUUCCGGUCAAUCUAGCAACAAAAAUGAGGAUGGUCGGCUUUCUCCGAUUGAGGAGAAAGAUGUUCUAGAGCAGCAGUAUUUGGACCUGGAAGGUGAAUUCCAACAGUCGCAACUGAUUCUAGAGGAGAAGGCUCAUGAAGUCGAGAAACUCAGGAGCAGGAUCCUUGAGUUGGAACAGCUUACCAAAUAUCCGUCGGAAGCGUUACUUGCAACGCCCGACAUGGAAAGCCCCGCCAGUUCACCGAUAAGCUAUCUGUGGAAUCAAAGUACGAUUCAGGCUCCGGCUACUCGAGAUUAUCAAAAUCCACACUGGUGUCAUCCGUCGAAGGUGAACAGCACCCCUCUGGAACAGGGUCACGUCUGUGACGAUGGUAGUACCAGUAGUAAACUAAAUGCUUCUCUAUCGUCACUUCCGUCUAAGGUUGCCGAUGAGCUGAAAGCCGAUGCCGAGGAUGCUGGCUUUGAUCGUACGAUUUCACCGAUCCAGAAACCAAUUGUUGCAGGGACCUCUUCCACUCCUUGUACAGCGACAGAGGGACAAGAACUACUGGCAGACUGUUCCGAUGUAUGCUCGGUGAAAUCGGCCAGAAGUGCACACAGUUUGGCUUCUACCCACAGCAUUCACAAAUCCGUAUCCCAAACGGACGUCGCCAUGAUCAGUCAGGAACAGUUGAAACUGCUAGAGCUGCAAGAUGAGAUCAAGGAUCUUACCCACCAACGGGACUGUCUAAAGAUGGAAUUCCAACAGCUGAAUGAGGUGAAACCGAUCCUGGCGCGAGCCUACACCAAAACGGCGCAUCCUAACCUCACGCAGAAGAUUCAGCACCUGGAGCAGAAGAACCGGCAGUUGCAGUCGAUGCUGAAACAGCAACAGGCCUACACCGAGCAGAUUUUGCAUCAAAUCUGGCAACAGCAGCGUAGCGAAAUCAGUGAGCUUCGCAACCGACUGGAGGCCCAGAAUAUGAUCAUCUCGGACCAAGCCAGCCGACUGGCCAACAACGAUCAGCUGGUACGGGAACUGUACGUCGAGAAUGGUCGCCUUAUAUCGCAGGUACAACGAUUGGAACAGCAGAAGGCCCGGGCCUCAAUGCUCCAGCAGCUGUCGCAGGCUACAGCGAGUGCCCACUGUCAUCCGGGCCAGCUCAGCGGGAUCGUACCCGGAAUGCCCUAGCGCCGGCUGCCUAUCAUUGGCGUAGGCCGGGAGUGUUUUAAUGUGUCAUAAUCGAUAAGAUUGCGUUUUUUUUUUUUAUUUCCGAGCGUGAACAAUUUAUUUGUUAACUUUAUUGAGUAAUUGUUCGUGUCGUCAAGAGAAGGGAGUUCGGUUUUCCGAAUGAUUGAACCAUUGCGCACCAAAAAGAAACCAGAUGAAUGAAGCAGCAAGAUUCGAGUGAGAUGGGUUUUUUGAUUAUGAUUCUUAGAAUUUAUUUACCAACGAGACGGAUCGUUUUCGGCUGACGAAACGAGUCUGGUCCGAAUUGUACAACAAUUCAACGUAUUGUAAUAAUAUAUUCGCAUAUUUAUUUUUUACCUGAUUAGAUAGAAUUAAUUCCAGCCGCUCCUCGCGGGGAGAUAUCAAAUUAUAGAGAAUACAACCAAGAAAAAGUAGCGCAGAUCUAGAAGAACUAACACUCGUCACAUUUAUACUCAAUUUCUUAUAAAUCUGAUUGUAGGCUUCGUCUUGAACUAACUAGUGUAGCACUUUUUCCGUUCUUUUGAGCAACUUUCGAAACUGUCUGUUUACACUUUUCAAAAGGCAUUUGUUUCCCUUUACCGAAUAGAAAAUCUAUCCAAGGUUGAAAAAAAAUCUUUCCGUCUAUUAAAAUGUAGAAUCGACUGAAACUAUUUUCUAUUAGUCUGAAAAUAGAACCGAACAAAAGACAUUUGUUUUUAGAAGAAUGCUCUGUGAUGAUUACGAUUGAAUUUUAUUAUUUCCUCAAAUCUACAUCACGGUUUGGAGCUUUUUCGAUGUAUUAUUAUAAUACUCGAUCGAAAUAUUGCAAUAACAUAGUUGAGGGUCGCAAAAUGUAGACAUUAUCACAUCGAUGUUGAAAAAAAAAUCAGAAGCAGCCUUAACUGUGAGACGUUAACUUUAAUUGGUUUACUCGAUUUCCUCUACACAAGAACGCAUCGGUUCCUAAAUAAACACACUACUCUCACAUACUCGAAAGAAGAACGCACUAACAGGAUAGAAUUGUUUUUAAGAACCUUAUUUACAGAUCGGAAAUAGCAGUAAAGCCUAACAUCAUCAUCCGGAAGAAGACUAAUUUUGCUGUUUUGUGGUGUUUCACAGUUUAAAGUUCAAAGCGAUCGGAUGGGAUGAUGCACCGAAUCGUGUAGGAAAGUUUAGGAUGUGUAAUUCGUGUAGCUUG